Molecule: messenger RNA, 2634 nt
Organism: Ixodes scapularis (black-legged tick)
Lineage: Eukaryota; Metazoa; Arthropoda; Arachnida; Ixodida; Ixodidae
Product: telomere length regulation protein TEL2 homolog
Exons: 1
Coding region: 211-2613 (800 amino acids)
Biological process (GO): telomere maintenance via telomerase; protein stabilization
Cellular component (GO): cytosol
Molecular function (GO): Hsp90 protein binding; telomeric repeat DNA binding
Source: RefSeq, a predicted model, not a curated record
UGCGUACUUCUCGCGCAGUGUUUGUGUUGUGUUCAUGGUUGUUACGUGGCUGGUGCGACGACAUGAUUUGGUAGCGCGGUUUGUCCGAAGAGCUUGUUUCAGUGCAGUGUGAAUGAACCCAAUUGCACGUAGUGGUAAGUUCGUUCUACCACGACCGACUUUAUGGUGUGCUCGUCGACGGCAAGCCAUCCAACGCCGACAACGUAAACAAUGGCUGCCUCUGAAUUUGUCGCGUCGAGAGGUAUCGAACUCUCUCGUAGACUUUUGUCUCAGACAUCUUUCGAACAGCAAAUCGAUGAUAUCGAGAGAAUCCUCCGUUCUUCGGCCCCAGGUAUCGUCAGGAGUGAGGACUCAUCCCUGUAUUGCCAUUUCAUAGCGGCCCUGCUCGACAGUCUGAGUGCCAGUGCUCUGAAAAACCGGGACGAAGAAGAAUUGUACGACGCUACGAUACUACGAGGCUCACCCGAGGACGUUUUCGUGGUUUUGGCGACCGCCUUUCAGCGCUGCGACAAGAGUUACAAGCGAGACAAGCUCGUCGGUCUGCUUGACAAGUUCCUCCGCGGUCGUUACUUGGAAGAGCUGUUAAAGAGGCGUUGUAGUCGCCACUUGAAGACUACUGAUGAAGUUUCGUGGGCCAUGCUUGAAACGCUGCUGGUUUCCCUACCGGAGCGCCUCGCAAACAUCAACAAAAGGGACGUGCCCAAGACUCUGACGACUGAGGCUUACUUCGCGACUGUGAUUGAUGGUAUGCUUCACGCCUUCGAUUACGCGGCGGAGCAUCUCAGUAAGGGUGUUGACGUCCACGUAACCUUCCUCAGCAGACUGCUCGGGCGGAUAUGUCUGGUGGGUCAGUCUGGGCAGAUCGCCAACCUCUUGCUGCCGGAGCUGGUGCGACGCUGCGUGGACGACUUCCUGUUUCGUCGGGUGUGCUGCAAGGUGAUCACGACCGUUCCCGACAACAGCAUCGAGAGUGUGGUCACCACUUUGCUUACGGCCCUCGAGGAUUUCGCUCAAGUCGACUGGUUCUUAGCUGAUUCAGUGAGCACUUCCAGCAAGCUCAAGUACACUCUCACGGUUAAGCUACCGCUUGUCAGGACCUUCAGCAAUGACAAGAUUUUACGGAAUCUUAUAGGUUACCUCGCAUCCUCCGACAGGAGGCGGGAAAUGUUCCUGGACCUCACGAGGGAGCUUCUCAGUGUGUGGGGGGACAAGACAUUCAUAAAACAUCAGAGUGAGCAGCAACAGAAAUACCUGACUAGUGCUCUGAUGAUCUGCACGGGACACUUGAAGUUGCAUCACUGCACUAAUACUGAAAGGGAUGCCUUAAUGCCCAAGCUGCUUCACGGUGUGCAGAGCCAUAUAGAGUCUCCAGAAGAAUGGGUUCGGACAUAUGGAAUGGUUGUUGCUGAACAGCUUAGCAAGGUUCUUCAACCGGAGGGACCAAAGUUGAAUUUUGAAUGCCCAAAUGAUGAAAAUGUGCAACAUCUGCUUUCACUCAUGGAUGUCUCUCCAAGUCCCCGGGAACAAGAAAAUAAAGCUGUUGGCACGGAACUAUCGAAAGCUGAAGCUCAGCUAGAAAGUGACACAUCUAAUGGACCUCCAAAUCUGGAUCUAGACAGUGACGACGACCUCGAGGCAUAUGACAUGUCGCACGACAAACCCAGUGGUGUUAAGAUGCCCCUCUACUUGCGGGACUGCAUGGAGGGACUCCUCGAACAAGAGGAUAGAGACUGGACGGAAUCAUGUUUAAAAAGUGCUGAAGGUCUGAUUAAGAACUGUGAAGAUGAACUAGAGGAUGUUGCAGGUGAACUCUGCAAGGUCCUUCUCUACCUGGAGGAUAAAUACAGUAUUCCUGACUUUCUGUCUCUCAGGCAGCAAGCACUCGUGUCGUUGGCCGAGAACUCUCCCAAGCUCGUGGCCACAUACCUGACUGAACAAUUUUACCAGUCAAAUCUAAACAUUCGUCAGAGACUUGACAUCCUUGAAGUUUUGGCUUUGGCCAGCGACAAACUUUCAAAGCCAUUGACAAGAACCACAAAAGUCAGGCAACAAGAGAGUGUUUCAAGCAUUACUGAUGCCCACUGGAAGACUGUGGUUAUGGAACGAAUCAAUGCUAAAACGAAGCGCAUCAGUAAAGGGAAGAAAAAUGAAGUCGUGCCCACCAAAAGUCGAUUUGCUGAUGUGGCUGGUUAUUUUUUCUAUCCCUUGAUGAGAUAUUACGACAGGAAAGAAAAUACCUUUGACCUGUUGGGUGAAGACAGCUUCGUGUUGGCACGGCUCAUCUGUACGCUGGGUAUUGUGCAAAACUCUGCAAUCCAUUCCCCAAAGAGCUGCCACAUGGCAAGCUGUCUACUCGAGUUCUUGUCGGCGCUGAGGUACCACACCGAAGCCUGUGUCCGUGAUGCCAUCCUUUUUGCCCUGUCUAUGAUCUUGGUGAAUGUUCCUGCAAGCAGCUUGCUGUCAACUGCAGAGCACGAACUCCUUGAAAUUCGCCAAUGGUUGCAGUUUGUGGUGGAAAAGGACUCUUACGAAAUGUGCAGAUUCAAGGCAGCACAAGUACUCCAGCUUUUGGCUACAGAAGUCAACAAAGAAAUGCCACUUUCUGAUAAAUAAAUAUGAUUGCCUUUGGCUUUA